Molecule: messenger RNA, 714 nt
Organism: Danaus chrysippus (African queen)
Lineage: Eukaryota; Metazoa; Arthropoda; Insecta; Lepidoptera; Nymphalidae
Source: the annotation of a GenBank genome assembly
AUGGUUGUCGUCUAUUUAAUAUUAUUAUUACCGUUCAUUAGCGCCGAACAUACAGGAGCUUAUUCGUCACCGCAAUACGCGAAGAAGAUGUAUCCAAAGAAUUAUGAUCCGAGCGCGUUUUUACCGAAAGAAAAUUUUCCGAAUUUCAAAGAAAGCGCCAGUGAAAGAUAUGACAGUGUCAAUACAACCACCUACGCUAGAUCCUCGAUUCUAGAUACAGCGGGUAGUUUUCUGAGUGGGACCGGAGCUCAAGUUGUUUCAAGUCUGGCUAAGGACUUCAUAGCCAGGUCCGCAGGGAGUAGCCAGGUACUCAGUCUUAAUCUGACGAACCUGGUGAUUCUGAUCGUGCUGAAGGCUCUUAUAUUGGCUGCCGGCUUUUUCGGAGCUGGCGCGUGGAAGGGACAUCACUAUGGCAGAAGUUUAGACGACAACAAGAACGCUUCAUACAUAACAGAAGACGAGAUUCUUCUAUACCUAAGCUAUCUCGUUGGGCAGCAAAAUAAUGACUACGGCUGUUUAUACCGACUCUCCUGCCAAAAACCUCGUCAAGCAGCCUUAUAUUCUUCCAGCGCUGAGCUCAUACUGCAAGGAACUAAAUUAUUUCAAGGCAAUGUAAGUUUAGAGCCGUACGAAAAUAUAUCGAAUGGAAUCAGAGAUGCAGUUUCGUGGGGAGAGCGGGGUUUACCGUGCCAGAAGAGAUAUCACUGUAAAUAA